AUGGCUGAAGAGAUGAAUAUGGGUCAGCUGGAUGAAAAUUUGAUUCUGAAAAUCCUUUCUUUAGUUCCAAUAAAAAGUGUCGUGUCAACGAGUGUCUUAUCUAAAGAAUGGCAGUCUCGUUGGAAGUCGGUGCCAAAACUGAAGUUUAAUUCUGAGGACUACCAGAGUGAACACCAAACAUUUUCAGAGACUGUGUACAAGUCUCUCCUUUCAUAUGAACCUGAGGUUCUAGAUAGUUUUCAUCUCAGCUUUGGAUCAGAUAAAGCUGAUGCAGUAGAUGUUGUACAUUGGAUUAAAACAGCGUUUGCUCUACAUUUGCGUACAUUGGUACUCGAAUUUCUCAUCUAUCCAUACGAGGUCGACGAGUUCAUAUUUACGAGUAGCUUGUGUACUUGUGAUACACUAGAGACUUUGAAACUCGGGAGUCUGAUUCUUGUAGAUAUCCCUGCACGGGGUUCGAUGAAGUCUCUUAAAACGCUGCAUCUUAUUCAUGCGUUCUACACAAACGAUGAAUCUAUAUGUAACCUUUUAUCUGGCUGUCCUAGACUUGAAGAACUCGUUGUGGAACGAUCUUGCGAAUAUAGUGUGAAAUUUUUCACUAUCAAAGUCCCUUCUUUGCAGAGAUUAAGGAUUUAUGAUGACAAUGAUGAGGACGAGUUCGUUGGAUAUGUGAUAGAUACUCCUUCUUUGAAAUACUUAGAGAUUGGAUACUUAGGAUGUCCACAGUUUUCUCUGAAUGCACCGGGGCUGCUGGCGGCAUAUAUUGCUAGAGUUUCUAAUGUAAUCAGUGAAUCUCUCGUUUCAGUCAGACGUCUUGUCUUGAAUGUAUCAACUUCGAUGACUAUAUAUCCUCCUACUGGAUGUAUCUUCUAUCAACUGGUAUAUCUACAGAUAUAUACGCAUGAACCAGGCUGGUAUGAUCUACUUACGUGGAUGCUCGAACAUUCACCGAAACUACAAGUCCUGAAGCUCGUUGGUAAAUACAGGAUUAAUCCUGACUAUCAUGUUCUCGGCUGGGAAUGGAAUAAGCCAAAGUCUGUCCCUGAAUGUUUGUUGUCACAUCUAGAGACAUUUGUGUGGAGAAGAUACGAUUGGAAAGGAGAAAAGGAAGAAGAAGUGGCUACAUAUCUUCUAAAGAAUGCAAGAGGGUUGAAGAAUGCGACUUUCUCUACAGGUCCCAUUGAACCGGGCCAGCUUGACAAGUUGAAACAGAGACGUAGGACGCGCAAAAAAAUUGGAUGGUGUGCUCAAGGCUUCUAA
Brassica oleracea var. oleracea is the source of this 1260-nucleotide messenger RNA. Its product is annotated as F-box/FBD/LRR-repeat protein At3g52680-like. NCBI's taxonomy places the organism in Eukaryota, Viridiplantae, Streptophyta, Magnoliopsida, Brassicales, Brassicaceae. The transcript is spliced from 3 exons. The coding region runs from base 1 to 1260 and encodes 419 amino acids. Gene Ontology annotation, molecular function: protein binding. The record is from RefSeq and is a predicted model, not a curated record.